UAUUUUGACAGUUCGACAGCCCUAAUCAGCAACUGCCCUAAUCAACGACAAAUCAAUAGUCAAAUGUUUACAAAAAUUCCAGUUCGCUGAAAUGCGACUCGUGUAGACCCAUUAUGUCCGGUCACAGUCUAAGUGCAAUUCUCCUGCUCCUGGGGGCCUUGAUAGCGGGAUGUAACGCUUCCAACGGCGACCGCACGCAGUUUUUUCACAAUUGCCGGCAGAACUGCGAACGGACAAAUUGUUCCGCAGAUGGCUUGGAAAUACAGGAGCAGGCGGUCAAGUUUUACAGACAGUCCGUUUUCGACCGGCUUUUCCAGUGGAGCUGCGCUGAUGAGUGCCAGUACGGGUGCAUGUGGCGCACUGUUUUCGCCUUCUUUGAGCGGGGCUGGCCCAUCCCGCAAUUUUAUGGCAAAUGGCCAUUCCUUCGCCUGAUGGGAAUGCAGGAGCCAGCUUCGGUGUUGUUUUCGGCGCUCAAUUUCGCGGUUCACGUUCGCAUGCUGCGCAAAUUCCGCCGAGAAGUGCGUCCAGACAGCCCUUGCUACAUGCUGGCACAUAUUUUCGGAGUGACAAACCUCAAUGGAUGGAUAUGGUCGGCCACCUUCCACACGCGAGAUUAUCCACUGACAGAGUUGCUAGACUAUGCCUUUGCCUAUUCUAUUAUUCUGUGCUCGCUGUAUGUCCUGGUGAUGCGAAUGCUUCACCGACACUCCCUGUUCCUGCGUGGCGUCAUCACACUGGCCUUUAUCUCCUACUACAUCAACUACUUCGCCUACCUAAGCGUGGGGAAGUUCAACUACUCAUUCAACAUGAUGGUCAAUAUAGCCACCGGUUCUGUGGGAGCACUCGGCUGGUUCGUCUGGUGUCAUUUGGUCCGAAAUAGAAGGCCGUAUUUCCGGCGAAUUCUACGUUUCUACGUGCUGUUUGCCAUGGCCAUGUGCCUGGAACUGUUGGACUUCCCACCCAUACUGUGGACUCUUGACGCGCACGCACUGUGGCACCUGGCGACUGUGCCGCUGGUUCCUCUUUACUAUGAAUUUAUGAUCGAGGACUGUCGGACUCUGCGAAAGGAAAAGGCCGUGGCUGGCGGUUAUUCGUUCUACAAUUAGUAUUAGUAACGACUUGGCUUUGUUUACAAACAGUAAAGUAACUUUAUUACAAAUUUCAAUACUCUGA
Molecule: messenger RNA, 1173 nt
Organism: Drosophila ananassae
Lineage: Eukaryota; Metazoa; Arthropoda; Insecta; Diptera; Drosophilidae
Gene: PGAP3
Product: post-GPI attachment to proteins factor 3
Exons: 4
Coding region: 114-1106 (330 amino acids)
Biological process (GO): GPI anchor biosynthetic process
Cellular component (GO): endoplasmic reticulum membrane
Molecular function (GO): hydrolase activity, acting on ester bonds
Source: RefSeq, a predicted model, not a curated record